UCCUCCGCUCUGGGGGCUAGAGUGGUCAGGGCUACGGCUCCGGGCGCUGUCUCCUCAGAGCCGCGGGGCGGGGUUUGCGCAGGGCCCCGCUGGAGACUGUGGGAACGGAAAAUGGUGGGUUGUGGCCCGAGGUCCCGAGUCGGGCUCUCAGCUUUUCCAGAGGUGGGCGGAGGUCAUAGCUGGGCCACAGACGGCACCAGGGUCAGGCCCGCCCCUGUGGGGCGCAGCAUGGCUGCGCUGCCAGAGAGUCUGCUGUGUGUCUCCAAGAUCAAAGAAAUGAACCUAUCUGUGAAGGCAGUAACCUUUGAAGAUGUGGCUGUGAACUUCACCGUGGAGGAGUGGGCUUUGCUGGAUCCAACCCAAAAGAAGCUCCACAGAGAUGUGAUGUGGGAAAACUUUAGGAAUGUGGCCUCUAUAGGAAGAAAAUGGAGUGACCAGAAAAUUGAAGAUGAAUAUAAAAAUUACAGGAAAAAUUUAAGAAGUGAAGAGGUGGAGAAAUGCUGGCAACAUAAAUUAUGGUAUCAGCAUGAAGAAAUGGUUUUUAUGACUCCUGAUACUAAUAUGCACAUGAAACUGCUUGGUACAAAACCAGGUGAAGGCCUUGCCUGUAGAAAGCCCCUGAUUUGUUAUUUAUCACCAACCGUGCCAAUCAUAGAUAAUACUGGACUCAAAGCACAUGAUUAUCAUGGAUUUGAACAGAAGGUGUCUAACUGUAACAGACAAGGGAAAUCUUGUACUGAUAUCCAGUUGUUUCAGAAGCAUGCAAAGACAAGUCCUGAAGUGAAACUCUAUGGAUUUAAACAGUGUGGAAAAUCCUACUCUGAUUGCACUGAAGGAAGUAACACUGAAGAGAAUUCUUUCAUAAAAAAGCAAGAUGCGAAAGCCAUCGGUUCAGCCAAUUAUGUUCAAAGCCAGGAAAUAAAUCACAGUAGGGUGAAUACCUGUAUACCUAUACAAUGUGGAAAAUAUUUUAAUUCUCACCAUGACAUUCAGAAACAUGAAAGAGCUCACACUGGAGAAAAAUCCUAUGUAUAUAAACAAUAUGAGAAGUCCUUCACUAAUAACAAUUCCCGUGGUAAUCAUGAACAAACUCACACUGGGGAGAAACCCUAUGUAUGUAAGCAGUGUGGGAAAACUUUCACCACACAAAGUUACUGUCAAAUUCAUAAAAGAACUCACACUGGGGAGAAACCCUAUGUAUGUAAGCAGUGUGGGAAAGCUUUCAGCCAACACAGUCAUUGUCAAAUACAUGAACGAACUCAUACUGGUGAGAAACCCUAUGUAUGUAAACAAUGUGGGAAAGCUUUCAGCCAGCACAGUGUUUGUCGAACACAUGAACGAACUCACACUGGUGAGAAACCCUAUGUAUGUAAGCAAUGUGGAAAAGCUUUCACCACACACACUUAUUGUCAGAUACAUGAAAGAAAUCACACUGGUGAGAAACCCUAUAUAUGUAAGCAAUGUGGGAAAGCUUUCAGUACACAUGGUAGUUGUCGAGUACAUGAAAGAACUCACACUGGUGAGAAACCCUAUGUGUGUAAACAAUGUGGGAAAGCUUUUGCCAUACACAGUUACUGUCAAAGACAUGAACGAACUCACACUGGUGAGAAACCCUAUAUAUGUAAGCAAUGUGGGAAAGCUUUCAGCACACAUGGUAAUUGUCGAGUACAUGAAAGAACUCAUAGUGGUGAGAAACCCUAUGAGUGUAAGCAAUGUGGGAAAGCUUUCAAGCAACAGAGUAAUUGCCGAACACAUGAACAAACUCACACUGGUGAGAAACCCUAUGUGUGUAAGCAAUGUGGGAAAGCUUUCAGCAAACACUGUCAUUGUCAAGUUCAUGAAAGAACUCACACUGGAGAGAAACCCUUUGUGUGUAAGCAAUGUGGAAAAGCUUUCAAGCAACAAAGUAAUUGCCGAACACAUGAACAAACUCACACUGGUGAAAAACCAUAUAUAUGUAAGCAAUGUGGAAAUGCUUUUAGCACGCACAGUGGUUGUGUAAGACAUGAAAGGAAUCACACAGGCUAGAACCUAUGUAGGGAGUAUGGAAAAACCUUUGGUGCUAUAAUAAUGAUCAUAGACACUGAAAAACAGAAGAAAUUAACUUUGAAUUUAAAAAGUUACUUGCAUUGGCAUGACAGUGCAAAGAAGCUUUUUCUUCAUAUGUAAUGUAAACCAUCUCUGAGUACAUAGGUAUCAUCAGAUACCUGAAAGAAUUCACAGAAGAGAGAAUCAACAUAUGUGAACAAUGAGGGAAAUGUUUUACUCCAUGCAUUAAAGUACAUAAAAGAUCCACCUAAGAGGGAAGCCAUGUGUAUGCAAUAAAUGUGGGAAGCCCCUCCAUUUCCCCACUUACCUUGAAUAACAUGAAAGAGCUCCCACUAAAGUCUAUGAAAAUAAUGUGAGAAAGUGUUUUAUGAUUCUGAUAACAUCAGAAAACACGCACAAACUCAAUAUGAUUUAGUAUAAAUAUAGAAUGCAAGAAAGCCAAGAAUUAGAGGGACAGAAACAGAGAGGUGUAUUAGGGAUGAAAUACGCUAUUUUAAAGCACAUGGGCUGGAUAUUCUUCCUCCAGUAUGUCUAUAGGUGAAUGCACUGAUGAUGGCAGAAAGUAGCACAAUAAUGUUAAAUUCAGAACAGCAACCUUGCAUCCAAGUCUCCAGUACGUGGGCUUAAAGGGAAAUUUUACAUGCAAACCUUGACCUUAGUUGAAACAGUGACCUUAGUUGAAUAGGUAAAGUCAAGUUUAUUCAUGCAAUGAAAUUUUAUGGAGUCUUAAGACAAAGGAAAUCCUUCAUUUGUGACAAUGUAGUUUAUUCAAGAGAUAAGUGGAAUAUCAGGAAUAGACAAAGUAAAGAUUGAUUGUAUUUGUUUUCAGCCUGGAGUGGGGAGGUUGAGAUGUUAAUGAGAAAGUACAAAAUGGUGGCAUAGAUCUGAUAGUAACUACAGUGAUUGCAGUUCCACGUAGCAUUACAAUUGGCUGAAUGUUGUUCUUAGUGUUUUUUUCCAUAUAUUCAAAAGGUAAUUGUGUUAGAUGAUACAAAUACUAGGUAGAAAUGAUGUAAUAAUUUCACAAUAUAAACAUGAGGGUCAGAUGUCUAAGAUGACAGGAUGAAGUCUCCUGUGGGAUUCUAUUGGUUGAGAAGCACAAAGUCUCAUGGGCCUUUAUCUUACAAAUUGCCUCAUAGAUUACAUGGCCAAAUGUGCAGUUUAGCUGACAAUAGUCAUCUAUUACACUUGUUGCAGUGCCAUUUUGUUGACAGCUUGUGUCAUGUCAGGGCAAUCUGACCUGGUGUAAAAAUAUACGCAGUUAUUCUUAUACCUAAGUUAAAUUUGUUUAAAUAAAAUGUCGCUUUAGGAAAGAGCAAUGUUGAGGCCUUGAAUUUUUGGCAACUUGGCUGUAAUUCUUGUUACAAUUCAUAGGCUCAUACUUUGUAACAUUUAAGAAAAUAAAGAUGCCCAAUAUAUAAUUUUCAUCAUGACCAAAACUGUUACAUGGUACAUUCCACCUAGGCUGUACUUGACAAUAAGCAUUUCUAUUGUGUGUGGUUUUUUGUUUCUUUUUUGGUACUGGGGAUAAGGCAGGAAAUGGAACCACCGAGCUAAAUCCCUGGCCCUCUGUUGUGGUUUUUGUUUGGCCUUUAAAUGCCAUUCUUCAUUUUGAUUAGUUUUAAUUAUUUUCAUUUCCAUUGUUUCCACUACAUGGAUACUGUCAUUAUCAUUUAGUGUUCAUAUAUCAGUGUUUAAUCCAUUCUGAAAUUAUAGUACUCCCUGAAUCCCAUUCUCAGUAUUUCAGAAAAGUAUACCUCUAUUGCUGAACCUCGCUUAUCAGUUCUAGUUG
Fukomys damarensis (Damara mole-rat) is the source of this 3841-nucleotide messenger RNA. RefSeq names its product zinc finger protein 709. Gene Ontology annotation, molecular function: DNA-binding transcription factor activity; RNA polymerase II cis-regulatory region sequence-specific DNA binding. Lineage: Eukaryota; Metazoa; Chordata; Mammalia; Rodentia; Bathyergidae. Gene Ontology annotation, biological process: regulation of transcription by RNA polymerase II. Bases 112 to 2028 code for a protein of 638 amino acids. The record is from RefSeq and is a predicted model, not a curated record. The transcript is spliced from 5 exons.